This is a messenger RNA of Euleptes europaea (tarantolino), 1180 nucleotides long. Its product is annotated as zinc finger protein 687-like. Lineage: Eukaryota; Metazoa; Chordata; Lepidosauria; Squamata; Sphaerodactylidae. Bases 17 to 1180 code for a protein of 387 amino acids. The record is from RefSeq and is a predicted model, not a curated record. The transcript is spliced from 2 exons.
UUCUGAAGUCCUCGCCAUGGGUGACAUGAAGACACCCGAUUUCGAUGACCUCUUGGCCGCUUUCGACAUCCCGGACAUAGACACGAACGAGGCCAUCCACUCUGGCCCCGAGGAGGCUGAAGCUCACAUCAAGCCCAUCCCAGCAGAGGCCGUGGUCCCGGACCACGUCCUCCUCCACGGCGACAUCACCACAGUCAGCGUUAUCGUGAAGAACACCGUCUGCCCGGAGCAGCUCGACCCCCCAGACGGCCGCGUCAAAGACGGCCACGUGAUCGGCCCCCGCUUGCUGCAGAACGGGUUUGCCCCCUCCGAGGUCCCCCACUCCCCGUCGGCUGGCCCGGCCGAAGCAGCGGCCUCUACGAACGGGGAGUGCUGGACGCCAAAAGAGAAAUCGGCCAAGGGGCUGGACCUCUUUUCGCACUUCAGCCCCAACCCCAGCGAGGACGGUGCGGCCAACUUGAUCGACCAGCCGCGAGAAUGCAAGCCAAAGGAGAAAGCCCUCUCUGUGCCUUCCCUCUCUCCAUCCCCCACCCUUUCUUCUGCCCAGCCGCUGGACUGCCGAGAGCCGGCGAUGGAGAGCACCGGGUCUCUCCCGCCGGCCUUUCCGCCACCAUUUGAAAGCUGUUCGACUGGCGGAACGGGACUUCCUCCUAGCCCUCCUCCGCUGGCUCCUUUGGCCAUCAAACAGGAGUCAGAUGCCGAUGCGCCCUGCCGAGGGGCUAGUCCUUUGGGCCCCCCGAAACCAAGCUCCGUCUGCUAUCCUACUGACGAUUCUGCCAGAGGACCUUGGUCUAGCUCGGACACAAAUCUCGACAGUGGCUCCAGCAGCGUCCCCGGAGUCAAGCGCUCUCCCGCCGGCCCUCCAGAUCCGUUUUUCAAAAACUCUCCACCAGCAGAUGGGAGCCUCGGCCCCUCUCUAUCCCCCAAACAACUGGGAGGAGAGUCCAUAAAGGAAGAGCCAAUGGAGAAGCCCCUGCAGUGCCCAGAGGACGUGUCCAGUGGGGAGGAAGAGGAGAAUGAAGAUGAGAGUACAGGUUCACCUUCGUCCAACUCUUCGCGGCCUAUCAAAGUGAGGAUCAAGACCAUCAAGACCUCUUCUGGGAGCGUCACGAGGACCGUCACGAGGGUCUCCUCUGACUCGGAGCCCGGCGCAGCCAACUGCGCCCCCCGCGGCCGCUGA